Messenger RNA from Phaeodactylum tricornutum CCAP 1055/1, 2667 nucleotides. RefSeq lists its product with no specific name. The record is from RefSeq and is a predicted model, not a curated record. The transcript has a single exon. Lineage: Eukaryota; Bacillariophyta; Bacillariophyceae; Surirellales; Neidiaceae. Bases 1 to 2667 code for a protein of 888 amino acids.
AUGACGACCAACGCGGAAGCAACCCUGCUGACGGAAAUUUCCGACCUCCGCUCGCGUCUCCGCGAACUGGAAGACGACACCAAGAGUUCCGUCUCGUCCGCUGUCCCCGGAAACGAAGAAUGGUCCAAUUUACUGAAGAAAGAGCUCGCUAAAGUAGAAAACGAAAAGGCUGUUCUCGAGAAAGAAUACAUGAAUCACAUGACCUCCUUAGCCGUGUCCAACCAAAAACUAGUGGACGACUUGACCGGACGUCUGAAGAAAAGCGAAGAAACGAACGAAAUUCUGGAAGAGCGGUUGUCGAACCAGGACCAGGAAAAGGAAGUACAUCGCUUGCGGAAGGUUUUGGCAGAUGAACGCGAGGCACACGGAAACGAAAUCAAACAGUUGCAGGAAAAUUUGGCACAGGCGGAUCACGAGAUUGUGGAAUCGCGACAAGAAAUGGACUAUCUUCACGAGCAGAUCAUGGAACUUGAAACAGACAAGGAUUCGCUCUUUCAAGAUUUGACCAAUGCCAAGCAGGAAAUUGAAGCGGUCCGAUUCGACCGCAACCAGGAAUUCGCCAAGAAGGAAAGGGAAAUUAAUAGAGUCGUCGAAGAACGCAAUGACGCUAUAAUUCAGCUGGACGGUCAACGCGAAGCGCUCGCAAUAGAAAAUGCGGCUCUGAAAGAGCAAGUGGUCAAAUUUACGGUUGAUCGGGCCAAUCAAAACAGUACUCCGGUGACGGCGUCCGAACGACAAUCUCUCGGGGACGAAAUUGACAGGCUUGAACAGCGUCUAGAGCUUUUGCAGGCCAAGGCAUCCGAGCAAGAAAAAACCAUCACCGGCCUUUCGGAGUCACUCACCGAUGAGCACAACAAGUACCAAUCUCUCAAGAAGCAACUGAAAACAUUGGAAGAAGCCAAAGAAAGAGACACAGGGAUCAAUAACGACAAGGCUUCUGACGACGUCAUACUUUUGCGUAAGCAGAACAGAAAGCUCAAUGACGAGGUCAUGGAAUUGCGCCGACAGACUGCUGACGGAUCUUUGUCGUCGGUCAGGCCGCAGUCGCCAGAUGUUUACCAGAAUGUGACAGUUCGGGAUCGGUCAGAUAUCCCAAAAUCUUCGAUUCCGACAGGAUCGAAUCACAGUGCACGGCCAGAUACAAGCCCGUCUACGGGUAUUUUGGCUCGCGUAGACGGUUCUUCUUCAGUCGAAUCCUCAGCUAAUGGCGGCAAGAUUUCCGGUCUUGUUGCGUCGCUUGAGCGACGCGUACACACAACAAAGUCCGGAGAAGCCAUAGUUGGUGCCGCGGAAGUGGAAGUUGGGGCGAUCGAACUAACGGAAAUGAAACGCGAGCUGGAGAAGGAAAGGAGUCUAGUCCUUUCACUAGAAAACGAACUAUAUGCAGAACGCCAAACAGUGGCAUCUUUGCGAGCCGACCUUGCAGAUGUGACCAAUACAACAGAGGCAUCAAUUGCUGGGGAGAGCAAGGAUUCGACUUUAAAAGCCAGGCUGGCCGAGAAAGAAGCUCAAAUUGAAAAUCUGCGUGUUAAAGUAGCAGACUUGGAAGAUGCCCUUCGUGAGCGAGAGACACGAUUAAAUAUGCUGAGAUCGGAGAACGAAGCAAACGACGCUGCUCGUCGUGAUGCGGAACGCCGCUGUUUGAAGGGAGAAGAUGCUGUCAGAGAUCUCAAAGCUCAGCUGGACUGUGUAUCCACCAUGAACGCCAUGGAGGAUGAGAAAAAAUCGGAACAGGAAGACCGCGAAGUUCUACGUCUUCGAUCUCAAAUUGAGGCGCUGCAGCCCGAAUUGAACCAAACAAUGACUGAAAUUGAAUCCGUUCGACACGAAAGCGAAGAGCUCAAAAAGGCACUUCACGCGGAACAACUUCGAACACUCGACCUUGAGAAAAAGCUUGAAGAAAUAGAAGACAACUGCGAGGGACCAAUGAGCAGUUCUAAGGCUCAGAAGAAGCUUGACGCCGUGAUCAACAAGCUAAAAAUACAGUUGACGGAAACGCAAAUGUCAAAGGCUGACUUGGAAAUGGAGUCGAUGAAUCGCAUUAAAGAGGUUGAAACAGAGAUGGAGGCGCUGGAAGUCGAAGCGGAAGAAGAGCUGCAAUCGCUGAACAAAGAAAUCAGUAUGCUGAAGCAAGAUCUAGCGAACAAAGAAUCCGAUAUUUCUCGUCUAGAAAAAGAAAAAUCUCAGCUUUGCUCAAACAUGAAUAAUGUUUCUUUCAAUCGCAAGGAUGAAGUAGACGAGUUACAGGGAGAGCUGAUCGAUAUGACAGCCAAGCUCGCUUCUCAAUCUCGGGAGAUUCAGACCCUGAAAAUGAAAAUCGAGGACCAUGAUACGCGCAAGGGGCUUACGGAGCAGAAGUUGCGCGAGCGAAUCCAAGAAUUAGAAGAUGAGAUCACAGACGGGCACCAAGCCCAGAGGAACCAGGUGGAUAAACAAGAACUGGAGCGAUUUCGUUCGGACAACCUGAAGUUACGGGAAUCAAUUCGGGAGGUUACAGCCGAGCGCCGAUUUCUACAGGAUAAAGUAGAGCAGAUGUCGUCCGAACGUUAUGCAUCGAAAUCGGCUCAAUCUCUUCGAGAGCGAAACAAUGAUUUGAAGAAUGAGGUCGACAAGCUUACGAAGCGCCUGAAAAAGAUGGAGAAGAGUAUAACUCGUUUUGCAGUCUAA